Messenger RNA from Brassica rapa (field mustard), 618 nucleotides. RefSeq lists its product as uncharacterized. The record is from RefSeq and is a predicted model, not a curated record. NCBI's taxonomy places the organism in Eukaryota, Viridiplantae, Streptophyta, Magnoliopsida, Brassicales, Brassicaceae. Gene Ontology annotation, cellular component: cytochrome b6f complex.
AUUUCUCUAAAAUAUAAAGCUUCCCUUCUUUUGCUUCUCUCAUACUUGAGUCGACCCACUUUCUGUUGCAUCCUUCAAAACUUAAUUCAUUAGCAAAAAGGAAUGGCUACAGCAGCGGCGCCGGCGGUGGUUGCAUGGACAAGAACGGGAACUGCGUUCAAGUCCGGACAGGCACAGAUGAAAUCGGAGAUGAAAGUUUCUUACGUAAGAGGACUAAAUUCUUACGGUGGUCUCAAGGCACAGAACAACAAGGUUGUCUCUAUGGGAUUACCAGUCUGCACCGAACAGUGCUUUGCAAACGUCGUGAUGUCUCUCAAAGGACGCACAAGUCGUGGAGGAGCAUUGACCUCGACCUGUAACGCGGUCGGAGAGAUUUUCAAGAUUGCAGCAAUCAUGAACGCUCUUACUCUCGUUGGCGUUGCGGUUGGAUUCGUUCUCCUUCGAAUCGAAGCUUCUGUUGAGGAAGCUGAGUAAAUAGAUUGAGGAAUCCUUUUUCUUAUAUUAUUAUUAUAUUGUUGUUGUCAAGCUUGGAUGCAUUAUAUGACAUUUGUUUAUGAUGAAGCUCUUUUGUUCUUGGAAUCCUCACUGAUCAAACGGUACUUUUUUGUUUGUUUGGAA